Messenger RNA from Neurospora tetrasperma FGSC 2508, 693 nucleotides. RefSeq lists its product as uncharacterized. The transcript has 7 exons. Bases 169 to 693 code for a protein of 174 amino acids. Lineage: Eukaryota; Fungi; Ascomycota; Sordariomycetes; Sordariales; Sordariaceae. The record is from RefSeq and is a predicted model, not a curated record.
CUUGGAACAGCUGAGUUGAAUGCAGGGGUGGGGGAACUGAAAUGACAAUAGAGGUUACUAGGUAUAUACAUUAUGUUAUUGCGAAUUUGUACAUAGACGGAGAGACUCGGGGACAGAGUCGGACCACUUAAAAGGUGCCGGACUGAGGAUUUUGCUUCCCACUCAUCAAUGGCUUUUGAAGAUGGAAGACACCUUGGAUAUGGCACUAGCAGAGAUCAACAGCCAAGACAUGCAAGGUGGUCGGGAAGUGCGGUGUACUUGGCUGUGAACAGCGAACUGCAGUGUGCAGUCAGAACUCUGUUGAUGACGCCGCUACUAGUAGAGCGAUCAAUAAACGGGCACUCGGCUGCGAUACACCUACAGGGCCAUGAGUGCGGAUUGACACUUACUUGGUACCGAUCUUGCGAACUGAACCGAGAACUGAAGACGGAAAUGUCUUUGAAGUGCCUGCAUGUGUACUUCUACUGCGCCAUGAAUCCCAUGGCAUUGGAUCACUGCACUCCAAGCAGCACGGACAGGCUCAUCAAGAACUGCAGUGAACUACGAACAUCAAAUUGCGGCAAGAGCUCUUCCAUGACCACUACUGAAGUAGAGUGGAUCUACUCGGCUGGAUAUUGUGCUAUCUGGACGGUGGUUAAGCUGCUCGCUAUACUCCAGUCUUACUGUGAGCUCUUGCUUCUCAAUGCCGAAUGA